This is a messenger RNA of Dendroctonus ponderosae (mountain pine beetle), 1881 nucleotides long. RefSeq lists its product as uncharacterized. The coding region runs from base 167 to 1450 and encodes 427 amino acids. NCBI's taxonomy places the organism in Eukaryota, Metazoa, Arthropoda, Insecta, Coleoptera, Curculionidae. The transcript is spliced from 7 exons. The record is from RefSeq and is a predicted model, not a curated record.
UCAGUUAGGCGAGGAACCCAAAGCAAUCGCGCAACCAUUCGCGGUACCAAACUCUUGCAAUGCUGGCCGUUCGGUAGCUUUUGUUUGAAAUUUCGAAAUAUUGACAUGUGAUUGGUUGCUCGUCGGUGCAUUUUCAAUUGUUCUGUGUGCGGUGCCAACUACGAAUAUGGCGCGGACUUGCACCAAAUGGAUAUUCCCCAUUGGGGCUUACUUCUUCAUCGGGUUCGUCCCUUUGGUAUGGACUCAGCUUCAAGACACGGACUUCAAUCCUCAAGUGAGCGCCACGUGUAAAGCCGACCACACAAUGAACAUUCGAGUGAAUUUCAACAGUUCUUUUCAUGGAACCAUUCAUGCUAGGGACUACAGAACCCCAGCCUGUAUGUCUGUAGGGGAUGGAGGCAAAUCGGUCACCCUCAAUAUAAGUCUGCUGGCCCCGCAAGGGUCUGCAGAAUAUUGCGGGCUGCUCGUUAAUAAUAAGACGCAAGAAAAGUCAGUUCCGGUUGCUGUGAGGAUUCACCGAACCCUCGAGUUGGCCAGCGAUAAAUUCUACGUGAUAACCUGCGGAAAGGCCUCGUUCAAGACAAACCAAUCUUCGCCUGUUUCACUUCAACUGCUGGAUGGUGAGCGAAGAGUCACUAGAGCGGUGUAUAGUAACCAGUAUACUCUGAGGAUCGAAAUUUCGAAACCCGACAGCUCAUACGGCUUUCGAGUGAAGAACUGCUUUGCCUUCAAUCGGGCCAACACCAGCGUGAUUCUAACAGACGAAAGAGGUUGUCCUGCUAAAGGCGACGCUAUUGGUGCAUUCACUUACAAUGAGGCCAAAGGAAUUGCUGACGCCCCGAUACGAUCCAUGUUCAAGUUCCCUGAGAGCUCAGAAGUCCAUUUUCAGUGCGAUGUGGCUCUUUGCAAAGGUGCCUGUUUGCAGCCCUCCUGCUCUGGAGACGUUUCCAACUCUUUGGCGAUAAAUAAUGACGAAGGAGUACUCAUGGCUGCCAAUACCGUGUUUGUGCUUGACCCGAGUGAAGCUCCUCUAGCUCAGGAAUUGUGCGAUGAAACAGGCGGAGUCCAUCCAAGCUGGUUAUUGUGGCUUUGCGUGGCAUUCGGGGUUUUGUUCUUGAUCAUGUUGAUCAUCAAUAUUUUCCUAUGCUCCGCCAUGACUUGUGCCUGCGCCCGAACUGAGAUAAUCGAAAAAGAGCCGAGUAUAAUUGAAGAUUACGACCCAUACCGCAGUUGGCAUGGAAGCCAGUAUGGUUCCAGAUAUUCGCUAAAUGGAGCCCCUCAGCACCCCAAAGGCUACACAUCUGGGGGCUCAACACUGAACUCAGCUAGGUCGAUUUCUUCCCAUAGCGAUCAUUAUGCCAUCGUCCAUUCCCGACCUGGAAGCAGGGGAUACAACACGAAAAGUCGGGGUCCUCCUUCACACAUUGGAAGUCAUUAUAGCGGCAAAUAAUUUAGGUUUUCGAGUGAAAUUUUGUGUAAAAACUACCUUUAGAAACUGGCAGCUUGUUGCUGAUGCUCGUUGAUUAAAUUGUAAAUAUUGGACAUGAGUUUAAGGAAAUUUGAGUCAUCAAAACUCUAGAAGAUUUGAUUGUUUACCGAAGAAAGCAAAACUGUAAUAGACGUUAAACUAGAAACGAUGUGGCAUAUAUUUGUAGUCUAAGCUAUUAAUUGUUACCUUUUAUAUUUUUAUAUUUAAUAGGUUUUCUGCAAUGUUUUAACUGUGCUGAUUCAGCAGCGAACUUGUAACCGGAUAAUUCUGUAAAUCAAUUAUACCUUAUUGCAUUACAAUUUGCAACAACCAUAUUGUAUAAAGUCUGAUAAUUAUGUAAAAUGCAAUUUUUCUCUGUACAUAGAGCGUUGAAUAAAUUAACUCUAUUAAUA